Pelobates cultripes (western spadefoot toad) is the source of this 273-nucleotide messenger RNA. NCBI's taxonomy places the organism in Eukaryota, Metazoa, Chordata, Amphibia, Anura, Pelobatidae. The record is from the annotation of a GenBank genome assembly.
AUUUCUGAAAACUUUCUAACAAGUGGGACACAUCAGUAUAAUAUUUCUGAGGCGACUGCUUAUCUGCGUGCAAUUGAGCAAGUGAUAGAGACUGAAGGGAGUUCUGUGCAGCCAGUUGAUCUUCUUUGUGUCAUCCGUUUUCUAAUGGAAGUUGCUGAUACUGAGGUCCAGGGAGAUCCAGAUUCUCUUGAAGAACUAAGCCACCACUUUGUUGAAGUCAUUGGAUCUCUUAUUGAUCAGCAUAAUGCAGUCCUGUGGUCAGAAGUUAAUUUG